AUGUCCCAGGAAGAACACAAUCAGGACGCUGGGGAGCUCAGUUCUGACGAGUCCGACCUGGACCUCUUGUUACCUGGGAAGUUACCUGCCAGCGCAAAGGCACAGCAGCACCCCAAAAGGCCACCAGAUGCUGUCAGCUACGAGGCACUGCAAGCUAGGGGGUUUGAUGGCGGUCCCUCACUGAUGGAGGCCUCUAAAGACAUCAGCAGAGCGCGUGAGGAGCAAAAGGAGAGGGAACGAGCGGCGGCUGAGGAAGCCGCCAAGAAGCAGGCAGAGGAGGAAGCUGCAGAGGAGGCUGCGCGGCAGCAGCGCAAGAAGAUCAAGCACCAGUCCCCGGCAGACAGCCUCCAGCAGAAGGAAAGGAUAGUGACCCAAGCAGAGGCAAGAGGAGCUGUCCUCAGGGCACAGGCUGCCGCUCAGAUGGAAAGCAAGUAUGAUUUUGGGCAGGCCCUCGAUACCUCCAUCUAUGCAGGCACGUAUUAUUGA
This is a messenger RNA of Coccomyxa subellipsoidea C-169, 486 nucleotides long. RefSeq lists its product as hypothetical. Bases 1 to 486 code for a protein of 161 amino acids. NCBI's taxonomy places the organism in Eukaryota, Viridiplantae, Chlorophyta, Trebouxiophyceae, Coccomyxaceae. The record is from RefSeq and is a predicted model, not a curated record. The transcript has 4 exons.